AAUUGAUCGGAAAGUUGCAAAGAUCUGCACUACUGAGCUUGAGCAGUUUCAUAUCAAUUUCUUUGCCAUAUUUUGAAAUCUUUGAGUCUGAGCCGACUUUGACAGCCUCCAUGACUGCCUAACCAGUCCGGAAUCGUUCUUGAUCAUGAGGAUUGUUUCUGAUAAAACUACAGACGUCACACGAUCGGAGGAAUGAUUGAGCUCGGUCUUAGCCGCAUAUCUAGGCUCCUCCAACAGACUCCUCUGUCAUGGAAGGCCAUCCACAUAGCUGGAACCAAUGGCAAAGGCUCCAUUAGUGCCUAUUUGUCGCACAUGCUGACUACGGGUGGUGUACGCUGUGGUCGCUUUACUUCUCCUCAUCUCAUCGAUCGAUGGGACUGCAUCACCAUAGGUGAGAGCGUUGUGCAGGAGUCCCUUUUUCGCCAGAUUGAGGAGAGAGUAAGAUUAAGGGAUCAGUCACUGGGAAUAGGGGCAAGUGAGUUUGAGCUGCUCACUGCCACGGCAUUUGAGAUCUUCAAUCAUGAACACGUCGAGGUUGGCGUGGUCGAGGUGGGAAUGGGCGGUCGCUUGGAUGCUACGAAUGUGCUGAGCGAUGUAUUGGUGUCGGUCAUUGCGAAAAUUGGGCUGGAUCAUCAGGCCUUUCUGGGAGAUACGCUAGAACUAAUCACCCGCGAGAAGGCCGGGAUAUUGAAGCCUGGUGUUCCAUGUGUGGUGGACGGCACCAACGCUCCGGAAGUGAUUAGGACCCUUGGAGAUCGUGUUAACGAGUUGAAGAUCGAUGCUAUCUACGCGCAUCCUGAUACUAUAUGCUCCCAGUCACCAUCUCUGGGCCGUAUCUUCAGGGAGCUUGAUCUACAGCGUCAUCAACGGGCUAAUAUGUGCUGUGCGGUAUCAGCGCUUCGGCUCGCCCUAGCGAAGGUUCGCCCAGGGCUCGAAGUGGACAUGCUUCUGCCUUCCCUCAAAAACGUAGAGUGGCCAGGACGUUUGCAGAAAAUCUCCCUCCGUCCUCUCAACGCCCGCAAAGAGCCUGUCUUGCUCGACGGUGCGCACAAUAGCCAGUCGGCUGAGGUUCUGGCAGAGUACGUGGACAAAAAUUUGCGUCCUCAGGGUAACAUCACUUGGGUCAUUGCAGCGUCGCGUGGGAAGGAUGUGACCGCGCUCUUCCAUUCGAUAAUCAAAUCUGGGGAUAAGGUCGCCAUCACGGCAUUCGGUCCUGUCGAUGGAAUGCCAUGGGUGAAAGCAGCGGAUACAGAAGAAUUGGCUCUCUGUAUUCAAUCAAUUCCAGGUGUCCAAGACGUACGUACAUUUGGCGGGGACGUUCUUGCUGCCAUCAACUGGGCUUGUACCGAGGCUGGCGACUGCCCCUUGGUAAUUGCAGGGAGCCUGUACCUUGUAUCAGACGUUCACCGUCUCUUGCGUGAAGCGCGCAAAAGUGCAGGAAAUAUACCGGGGUCAUUAGAGGCAUAAUGAUUUGAGAUACCCUUUUUAGAGCAGCAUUUUGAAAUGGUACCAUGUCAUGUAGAUAGACCAGUCGAUCAUCAUGCCCAGAGAGCGAGAAGACUUCAUUGCGAAGGCGUUUUUGGGCACGGAAAGACAAUGU
Messenger RNA from Aspergillus novofumigatus IBT 16806, 1600 nucleotides. Its product is annotated as dihydrofolate synthase. The record is from RefSeq and is a predicted model, not a curated record. The coding region runs from base 193 to 1467 and encodes 424 amino acids. Gene Ontology annotation, cellular component: cytosol; cytoplasm; mitochondrion. Gene Ontology annotation, biological process: folic acid-containing compound biosynthetic process. NCBI's taxonomy places the organism in Eukaryota, Fungi, Ascomycota, Eurotiomycetes, Eurotiales, Aspergillaceae. The transcript has a single exon. Gene Ontology annotation, molecular function: ATP binding; dihydrofolate synthase activity; tetrahydrofolylpolyglutamate synthase activity.